GAGAUCCUUGAAGAUGCCAAAGUCUGUUCUCUUGUGGUCCAGGGCAGUGAUCUUCUUCCCGAGUUCCUCGCUGCCCCAAGGUCCUUAAAAUCCACUGCUUCAUGGUCACUGCAGCCCAGGCUGCCCUCGAGCUUCACCUUCACCAGCUCCUCCUUGUUGGUGAGAACAGGGUCCAGCACAGCACCUCUGCUUGUUGGCUCCUCUCUCACUUGGAGAAGGCAGUUGUCAUCAGUGUAUGUGAGGAACCUCUUGGAUUGCCUGUGCCCUGCUGUACUGUCCCUUCAUCUUUGGCAUCUUCAGCUUUUGGGAUGAAAAUAAAUGCUAAGCUUCAUGAUGGAGUGUGUCAGCAUUGCAAAGGCAUCUUGGAGUGGCGAGUAAAAUUCAGAAAGUACAAGCUACUGACAAAACCUAAGAAAUGUGUGAAAUGCCUCCAGAAGACUGUAAAAGAUCCUUAUCAUAUUAUUUGUCGACCAUGUGCUGGUAAACUAGAAAUUUGUGCUAAGUGUGGGAAACAAGAAGAAAUAGUGAUUCCGAUUGAUAAAGGACAAGACCGAACUGACAGUGAGACUUCUAAAAAUGGCCAAGAGAGCAGUAAAUUGAAGGAUGAGCUGGAUUUUGAUACAAAUUUCAGUAGUGCAGACAGUGAUGAAGAUUCUGAUGUGCUUGAAGAACAAUUUAAAAGUAUGAAUUUUGAAAAAACAGAGAUCUAAAAGGCUGUGUUUAUGCAAGAGUUUAUAUGCCAUCAAAUAUGGUAAACCAGUGCUUGCCCUUAAACUGCUCCAAACCCUGAUUAGACAUCUAAGGUCCUUGUAUGUUAAUUUUGGCAUUGUGUAUGAUGAUGCGUGUGGGGAUUUGUAUUAAUACACAUUUUUAUGUAUUAGGAACAGAAUUUCUUUGAAAAUAUUCAGAACAUAUUCAAUAUUCUAUCUGUAAGCAUAGUUAUUUAUUUCAUACAUAUAACAACUUCCUGUUUUUAUGGAAUAAAGUCUCUUUGUGUAAUUGUUCAAAAUUCA
Molecule: messenger RNA, 1013 nt
Organism: Agelaius phoeniceus (red-winged blackbird)
Lineage: Eukaryota; Metazoa; Chordata; Aves; Passeriformes; Icteridae
Gene: CZH9orf85
Product: chromosome Z C9orf85 homolog
Source: RefSeq, a predicted model, not a curated record